AGAUUCGGCAUCAAGACAUCAAGAUGACGGCAUUGGUGCUUUUGAUGUUAAUCGUUUCGUCGCUGACAGGAAAAUCUACGGCGUGCUGUCCGCCAACAUGGACAGCGUACGAAAAUAGUUGCUAUCGAGUUUUCAGAACUAACAAAAGUACCAACUGGCUUGAGGCUUCAGAUCUAUGCAGGUUGCAUAGAUCACCAAAUUGCGAUGAAGUGGCGCAUCUUGCGAAGAUCGAGACGUACGAGGAGAAUAAUUUCUUAUCACAAUGGCUCUGGUCCGCGUACUACGCUAUAAACACCUACGCCUGGAUUGGACUACGAGAAAACCCAAUAAUAGGCAAACAAUUUACAUGGCUAGAUGGUGAAAAGCUGGACCGAUUCGCGUAUAACAAUUGGAAGCUUGAAGAAAAUAAACCGUCGAUGACGCCAGGAGAGUGUGUGUAUAUGGCCGUGGACGGGGCAGAAGGGUGGCAACGAGACUACGGAAGUUGGAAAGACUUCCCUUGCGUGCACAAAGAACAGUGGCUAGAAGCAUACCUUUGCGAGAUGGCACAAUGUAGAG
Molecule: messenger RNA, 558 nt
Organism: Anneissia japonica
Lineage: Eukaryota; Metazoa; Echinodermata; Crinoidea; Comatulida; Comatulidae
Product: snaclec jerdonibitin subunit beta-like
Exons: 2
Molecular function (GO): signaling receptor activity
Source: RefSeq, a predicted model, not a curated record